AUGGCUUCGUGGCUGCGCAGUAAAGCACAAAGGUUUGAGGGCUUCCUAGACGCUCGCACAAAACGUAAGUCCNCACGAUCUUUUGAGGCAACUUUUUUGUGGUCGAAAAAGUUGACCCAUGACGUAGCGUCAAACACUGCAACGGCACCAGCUGUCAAAGGGACAGCCGAGACAGGAAUACCCACACCGCAGAACCCAACACUUCUACAGGCAUUCGAAUGGCACACACCUGGUGGACACUGGACCCGCCUCGUACAAACAGUCCCCGGCUUGUCUGACAUCGGCAUCACUUCACUCUGGCUUCCUCCCGGCUGCAAAGCCAAUGAACCACAUGGCAACGGCUACGACUGCUACGACCUCUGGGAUCUCGGCGAGUUUGAUCAGAAAUGGACACGUGCAACCAAAUGGGGAUCUAGGGAAGAGCUUGACGAGUUGAUCGCAAAGGCCAAAAGCUUGGGGGUCCUGAUUAUCUGGGAUACUGUUCUGAAUCACAAGACAGCUGGAGACGCCAAAGAGGAGUGUUGGGCCGUCGAGGUUGACANNGAGCAGGCACGCACACCCAUUCUUUUCUCAUGCAAGAGUCAGGCUGACCGAGACUUUCCAGACCGUACAAUCGAAACAACGACACCAAAGAAGAUCGAGCCCUGGAUUCACUUCUACUUUCCCGGCCGCGGAGACCGCUACAGCGGUCUGAAAUGGCACUGGCAACACUUUAGUGGUACCGACUGGGAUCAGCGUACCCAGAAGAAUGCUAUCUACAAGAUCGUUGAUCCCNCGGAGACACUCNCCCGUCGUGGAGCCGUCGUGGACCCCACCUGGCGCAAGAAAGACUGGGCCACCGAUGUCGACAACUGCAUGGGCAACGGAGACUAUCUCAUGUUCUCCAAUAUCGACUACUCAAACGCUGAAGUCAGAGAAGACGUCCAGAGAUGGGGCGAGUGGAUGGUAAUCGAAGUCGGUGCGGAUGGCUUCAGACUGGAUGCUGUGCCUCAUAUCAGCUGGAUGUUCAUCCGAGAAUGGAUUCGCAUCGCAAAGGAAGCCGCCAAGCGCCAGGACCGUGACCUCUUCAUCAUGGGCGAGUUCUACAACGGCAACGUGAACAAAAUUCUGCAGUGGAUGGACAGAAUGAAUAACGGAGUAUACGCUUACGACAUCCCGCUUCUGGGCAACUUUGCCAAAAUUUCCAUGGCAAAGAGCAAGCUCGACGUCGACUUGAGAAAGGUUUUUAAGAACACCUUGAUCCAACACCGACCCGGCAAUGCUGUCGUAAGUCUUCCGUUUUCUGCCAAAGCACAACCACUAACAAGCACACCCAGANCCCUUGUAACCAGCCACGAUACUCAGCCAGGUCAAACAGUCGAAACCCCGGUUGCACCUUACUUCAAGCCUCUAGCUUACGCGAUCAUGCUCUUACGCCGCGAAGGUCUGCCUUGUGUUUUCUGGGGCGAUGUUUACGGCAUAAAGGGCCCCCAUACAUCGCCGGCAGCCUGUGAAGGCAAACUGCCUACACUCAUCCUCAGUCGCAAACUCUUUGCUUACGGUGAGCAAACUGACUAUCUCGAGAGUAGAACUUCGAUUGGUUGGGUUCGCCAUGGUACCUGGGACAGAGUCGACGGCUGCGUGGCCAUCAUGAGCAUCGGAGGUGCUGCUAAGAACAGCAUGUUCGUUGGUCCUACCAAAGCUGGUCAGGUCUGGACCGACGUGCUGAGCAACUCUAACCACACAGUUACCAUUGAUGACAGAGGCUACGGCGAAUUCAGGUGCACCGGAAAGAGCGUCAGUGUUUACGUGCGCAAGGAUGCACCUGGCAGAGCAGAGUUUGGAGCUUGCCACCCUACAAACUUCACUAUGCCAUGA
Molecule: messenger RNA, 1857 nt
Organism: Aureobasidium vineae
Lineage: Eukaryota; Fungi; Ascomycota; Dothideomycetes; Dothideales; Saccotheciaceae
Source: the annotation of a GenBank genome assembly